Messenger RNA from Talaromyces amestolkiae, 1539 nucleotides. RefSeq lists its product as uncharacterized. Lineage: Eukaryota; Fungi; Ascomycota; Eurotiomycetes; Eurotiales; Trichocomaceae. The transcript has a single exon. Gene Ontology annotation, cellular component: U4 snRNP; precatalytic spliceosome; U4/U6 x U5 tri-snRNP complex. Gene Ontology annotation, biological process: mRNA splicing, via spliceosome; spliceosomal tri-snRNP complex assembly. The record is from RefSeq and is a predicted model, not a curated record. The coding region runs from base 1 to 1539 and encodes 512 amino acids.
AUGUCGGCCGCAGAAGACCUGUUGAGGGACUUCGAAGAUUCCGAUUUCGAGGAUCAGGAAGAAAAUGGAGUCGAAAAUGAAGGUCAAGAGAUGGAAGUCGAGCCCGAGACGACAGAGGAAGCCGAGCAGGAAAAUGUUGCAGUCAAGAACGACUUCGAGGUUGCCAUGUCAGCGGCAGAUCAACUGGCCCGUCUGCACAAAGAUCUACGCGACCACUACUCGACACGAUUUCCUGAGCUUGAAACCCUGAUUACGAACCCGAUCAACUACGCAAAGACUGUCGCGAUCUUGAAAAAUGGACCGCUCGAUAAUAUCAAGCAAAUUUCUACAUCUUCCGAUAACCUCGUCGGCGCCCCGCUCAACGCUGUUCUCGAUGGACCAUCGCUAAUGGUCGUCACGGUUGAAGGAACAUCCACUCGUGGAAGACAGCUGUCAGAGGCUGAGCUCAAAGUUGUGCUCGAUACAUGCGAAAAAAUCCUCAAAUUAGACCGUGAACGCACUGCGCGUAUAGAGAGCGUUCAGUCUCGUAUGACGGAAAUCGCACCAAAUCUCACAGCUCUUAUUGGUUCACAAACUGCUGCUCAGUUUCUCAAUCAAGCCGGUGGAUUGCUUGAGCUCGCCAAAAUCCCUGCCUGUAAUCUUGCUGCUCAGGGCUCCAAGAAGCAAGAAGGACUGGGAUUUGCAACGAACGUCGGAAUCAGACAACAAGGGUUUCUCUACAAUUCGCCGAUGAUUCAAGACAUACCGAACGACGUCAAGCGUCAGGCGAUGCGGAUUGUGUCGGCGAAGAUGGUAUUAGCAGCGAGAGCAGAUGUUGCUCGUAGCAGUCCAGAUGGGUCUAUGGGCGAGGAACUCAAACAACAAUGCUUCCAUAGAUUAGACAAACUUACGGAGCCACCGCCAAACAAAGGAGCUCGAGCAUUACCCGCUCCCGACGACAAACCGGCUAGAAAGCGAGGCGGUCGACGAGCACGUAAAGCAAAGGAAGCCGUGGCAAUGACAGAAUUACGAAAAGCGCAAAAUAGGGUUGCUUUCGGCAAAGAGGAGCAGGAAGCUGGAUACGGAACUGGAGAUGGUACAGUUGGAUUGGGUAUGCUUGGACAAGAGAACGAUGGGCGCAUUCGUGCAGCCCAGAUCGAUCAGCGAACCCGAGCUAGACUUAGCAAGUCGAACAAGGGCUGGGGAGCAGCCACUCCCAUCAGCGGCACAGCUUCGUCUCUUCGAGGACCUGGAAACGCCACAAUGCUCCAAGCCAAGGGCCUACGCAGUUCGGGUGUUGGCACCUCACUCAACGCGACGGCUGGUACGGCCAGUUCCAUUGCUUUCACGCCGGUACAAGGUUUGGAGUUGGUUGAUCCCAAAGUCCAGGCCGAGCUCAACCGUAAGCGAAAGGCAGAAGAGGAUCGAUGGUUCAAGAGUGGUACCUUCACCCAAGUUGGAGGAAAUGGAGGCUUCAAGGUUCCUGACGUACCUGCGAACAAGAAGGUCAACACUGGAGGUGGUAACAUGGCGCCUCCAUCACUGCCUCUUAAGAAGUAA